UUGACGCUGCUGUGUCCGCAGACAGGAGCCGGGCCGCUGGACGAUGGCGUUAACGGGGCUGCUGCUGCUGGAGUUGGCUCUGUACGCCAGCUGUUUCGUCUGUGGGAUUGUCACCGCCGCCUCCCUCACCAUAGUCCAGGGUAACUUUGGAGGUCGGUGUAUGCUGUAUGGACUUGUCAACUUCAACGCCACAGCGAGCCUCAUCGGAGUGCAGUCUUCCAGCUCUUCCUCUCUGUGUUAUUUUGUGUCAGCCAUAUCCAUCAUGGUGGCAGUGGUGUGUUUCUCACUGUCUCUGUACUGGCUGUACACGUUCUGCAUCGACGGGGAUGUCAAAAGGGAGCGCAUGUGGAUGAACCUGAUGGUGGCUGUGUGCGGCACCUUCCUGUUCUUCCUGCUCAUCACGGGGUGCAUGUUGAAAAGAUCGGAGGUCGCUCGUGCACCUGGCAUACCAUGUGAGGAGGCCCAGACCAGAAAAUGGGCCAGUCCAAUUAAAGGAGGAAAGUUCUACAACAGUCUAUUCAAAGCCGAGACGGCAGUGUGGGUCAACUUCUUCUCCUGGCUCAUCAUCGGGGGUCUGGUGUUCAUUCAGAGGCGUCAGAGCUCCGGGACGAAGCCCAUCGUAGGAGGGUUUGGGGGGCCUGCCGGAGGCCUUUUCGGGGACCCGGGAGUGACGGCUGCAGAGACGGAGCCAUUUUUCAACCGUCCUGCAAGGCCACAGUGAGGCUGCCACAGAUGAUUUACAAAAAACAAACAUGACAAUGUGGGAGUAGAUGUGGAAAAAAGGGUAAAUACAUUUAGUGUACACAUCCUUGUAUCCCAGUGAAUACACAUUUUUUUAGAUACUAUAUGACAAUCAGUAAUCUGUGAGUCAGCUUUGGGGGUUUUGCGAACACCGAUACAAAACACACACUGCCCCUCGACGAGGAUGGGAUUCGAACCCNNAU
Molecule: messenger RNA, 944 nt
Organism: Morone saxatilis (striped sea-bass)
Lineage: Eukaryota; Metazoa; Chordata; Actinopteri; Moronidae
Gene: tmem179ba
Product: transmembrane protein 179Ba
Exons: 5
Coding region: 44-721 (225 amino acids)
Source: RefSeq, a predicted model, not a curated record